AUGUACAUUGCCAAGGAGGAGUCCUUUGGCCCCAUCAUGAUCGUCUCCGUCUUUGAGGACGUGCAGUCGCAGGCGGACAUUGAGAAGCUGGUCGCUCGGGCGAAUGACACCGAGUUUGCCCUCGCCUCGGGCGUCUUCACGCGGGACAUCUCCAAGGCGCUCCUCGUCUCAGAGAAGAUCAACGCCGGCACCUGCUUUAUCAACUGCUACAACAAGACGGACGUCGCCGCCCCCUUUGGCGGCUUUAAGCAGUCAGGCUUUGGAAAGGAUUUCGGCGCCGAGGCGCUCAACGAGUACCUGAAGACAAAGACGGUGACGGUGGAGUACUAA
Molecule: messenger RNA, 330 nt
Organism: Rhagoletis zephyria (snowberry fruit fly)
Lineage: Eukaryota; Metazoa; Arthropoda; Insecta; Diptera; Tephritidae
Source: RefSeq, a predicted model, not a curated record